Corticium candelabrum is the source of this 2716-nucleotide messenger RNA. Its product is annotated as MAM and LDL-receptor class A domain-containing protein 2-like. Lineage: Eukaryota; Metazoa; Porifera; Homoscleromorpha; Homosclerophorida; Plakinidae. The record is from RefSeq and is a predicted model, not a curated record. Bases 86 to 2656 code for a protein of 856 amino acids. Gene Ontology annotation, molecular function: oxidoreductase activity. The transcript has 3 exons. Gene Ontology annotation, cellular component: membrane.
UGGAAAAGCGUACAUUUUGUACGCUCGUGAAAAUGCCGAGAAAUGUGGACAACCCCUAACAUCUGUUUCAGGUUCUUUUUUGUACAUGGAGGCAAGCAAUGUGGCCACUGGAUCCAGAGCAUGGUUGGAAAGCCGUCCGUUCCCUGCUCUUACUCACGGCCAACUCUCUUUCUGGUAUCAUAUGUACGAAGGUGGAUCUCACGGCUGUAUGGGAACGUUGGCUGUCUACUUUGUCUCUACUGCUAAUAAUACUAACGAAUCUUGGUUGGCUCCAGGAAGCGAAAUGGUGUUGGGUAGUCAAGGCGCCACAUGGAAACAAAUGGAAAUAGACUUAUUUAGCAUGGAGGAAUUCAUCGUGAGAAUUGAGGCAGUGAGAGGAAAGUGCUACCGGUCAGAUAUCGCCAUUGACAAUAUCUCAUAUCCAUCAAAUUGUGGAAGCUCAGAAACGAUCGUGGAUGGAGCCUGGAGUCAAUGGUCGUCCUGGUCCUCUUGCUCAGUCACCUGUGGAAUCGGACAGAAAAUUUCCACUCGCACAUGCGACAACUCAGCUCCACUAAAUGGCAGCAAACUCUGCACCACCAAUGACUCCAAACCUACAAAACACAAACAAUGCAACCCUAAACCCUGCAUCCUUCUUGCUUGCAAUUUCAACCAAACGUGCAAUGACCUGUUCUCCCCCCAUGUUGCUAACGGUUUUUUCAACGAGCUGGACAGUCGCCUGGACGACUAUAAUUGGUACCGACGCCGAGGACCGACACCGACGCAUGGAACUGGACCAACAAACGACCACACAAACACAAACUUUUCCGGUUUCUACGUCUACUUCGAGUCUUCACAUUCAGUAGGCAACUAUAGGCACCCGGGACAGAACGCUCGACUAAUUUCGAGCAAACUCAAACAUACAAGUGGCAAACAGACAAGUGGCACACACUUGUGUAUGACAUUCUAUUACCACAUGUAUUCCCUCGAUCCGAAUCCGCUGGGAAUGGGCAAGCUUAAUGUUCUUGUAAAGACGUAUGAGGUUACUGGUGAGGGACGGAUGUGGAAGUCGGAAGAAACAGUGUGGAGUAGAAGUGGGAAUCAAGGGUGGGAGUGGCUGCUGGGUGCCAUUCAGAUACCCUUCAAUGUCACGUUUCGUGUCAUAUUCGAGGCUGUGAGAGGAGAGAGCACGUUAAGCCAGUCCGACAUCGCACUCGACGACAUCACAAUCGGUGUGGACUGCGCCGGUCUGCCUCUCAAGCCAUGCCUCCAUCCCGGCACACCAAAUCAUGCAACCACCAUCGACUCACACUGGCUCAUCCAUCCAGCAAACAGCCGCAUUCAUUUCCGUUGCCUUCCCGGAUAUCACCCGUCCCAACGAGGAUCCCUAGUCCGCACAUGCGUUAACGGCCAGUGGACUGACACUCAGAUAACAUGCUACAAACCCAAUUGCCUCGGUCAUCCUGAAGGCGCACGCCUACAGGACGCAUGUGACCGUCUUUGCAUCUGCAUUGGCAAUCACCUCAGCAAUUGUCGUCGCAUCAGGGGGGAGAUCACCAGCAUGGAGUCGAGCGAGAGAGAGCGAUAUGUGAAGACACUCAAGGAGUUUUCUCGGACGCAAGCCUAUCAGGAUCUCAUCGCACUGCAUGGUCGCAUUUACGACGAGGGCAUACACACAAAGAUGUAUUUCUUACCAUGGCAUCGAUAUUACCUAUUGACAAUGGAAAACCAUCUGAGACACAUCGACUGUCGUGUGACGAUACCGUAUUGGGAUUGGAGUGCUGUAGCUUCGAAGCCUUUCGAGUCCUUACUGUGGAGAGACGACGGGUAUUACUUUGGGUCGUCGAGAGGUCACAAGGAGGACAACUAUUGUAUAAGGGAUGGUCCGUUCGAGAAGGGCCAAUGGUUCUGGGUCGAUCAAGACCUCCAUUAUGGGUCACGUGACUUUUCUUGUCUGCGGAGGAGAUCGAAUGCCGCAGCAAAGUUUUACAACAAGUUACAGAUCGCUGAGGUUCUGAAAAGGUCACGUGAUCAUUCGAAUCGUUGGGAGUUGGAGUCUCGGUUUACAGUAUUCGAGGCCGAGGUUCGAGUCAAUAUGCACAUGGGAGUUCACUGUGCGAUCAUGGGGGAUAUGUGUACACACGAGGCGGCGAAUGCGCCCGAGUUCUUCCUCCAUCAUGGUAUGAUUGAUUACAUCUGGACGAGAUAUCAGUCGUUGGAUGUCGAUCACUACGACGUCUACUACAAUACAAGUUUGUCUUUUAUGACGUCAUCGAGUGGCGUUAGUCUCACUGAACGAUAUAGACUUCGUACGACUGAUCUGUUGAAUGUCUCUGAUUUACCAAGAUUGGGAUCGACUGAAGCUGGCGUUGUGUCGGUCGAGUACCAUGCGAUGGAUAGCGUUCUGGACGAGGCUCUCGGUAGUCUCAGUUUGUCCGAAUUGAAAGCUGUGUGUAGUGGUGUUCCAUCCGACUUGCCUGUGUCGACGUGGCGAGCAUUUCGUGUUUCGUUAAGCGAUCGUGCUGCUGCUGUGGCGUUGAUGAGGAGGAUGCAGCAGGCAACGAAUGGUUCGUGUGAGUCUGAGGAAGCGAUGGAGCAACAGGUUGGUAGUCGGUUGGGUUUUGAUUUGAAGAUGGUGGUUAAUCUUUUGCAUCAACAUGGACGUGUUAGCAAAUGAUCAGUAGGCAAUAUUAAUUAAUGUUAUCUUUAAGGGGGAAAUUGGUAUUCCCUUUCUGAG